Dipodomys spectabilis (banner-tailed kangaroo rat) is the source of this 644-nucleotide messenger RNA. It is a transcript of the gene Rpl12, whose product is annotated as ribosomal protein L12. The record is from RefSeq and is a predicted model, not a curated record. NCBI's taxonomy places the organism in Eukaryota, Metazoa, Chordata, Mammalia, Rodentia, Heteromyidae. Gene Ontology annotation, cellular component: cytosolic large ribosomal subunit; ribosome. Gene Ontology annotation, molecular function: structural constituent of ribosome; large ribosomal subunit rRNA binding. The transcript has 7 exons. Gene Ontology annotation, biological process: translation. Bases 103 to 600 code for a protein of 165 amino acids.
GGGCUGUUUCCGGCCUUUCGUCUUUCGGCUCGGGGGAGGCAAAGGUGCAACUUUCUUCGGUCGUCCCGAAUCCGGGUUCAUCCGACACCAGCCACCUCCGUCAUGCCGCCUAAGUUUGAUCCCAACGAAAUCAAAGUCGUGUACCUGAGGUGCACCGGUGGCGAGGUCGGCGCCACGUCCGCCCUGGCCCCCAAGAUCGGCCCCCUGGGUCUGUCUCCAAAAAAAGUAGGUGAUGACAUCGCCAAGGCGACAGGGGACUGGAAGGGUCUAAGAAUUACAGUGAAGCUGACCAUUCAGAACAGACAGGCCCAGAUAGAGGUGGUACCUUCUGCCUCUGCCUUGAUCAUCAAAGCCCUAAAGGAGCCACCAAGAGACAGAAAGAAACAAAAAAACAUUAAACACAGUGGAAACAUCUCUUUUGAUGAGAUUGUCAACAUUGCCCGGCAGAUGCGGCACCGAUCUUUAGCCAGAGAACUUUCUGGAACCAUUAAGGAAAUCUUGGGCACUGCCCAGUCUGUGGGGUGUAAUGUUGAUGGCCGCCACCCUCAUGACAUCAUAGAUGACAUCAACAGUGGUGCAGUGGAAUGCCCGGCUAGUUAAGAAGCACAAGAGAAACUAUUUCAAUAAAAAAUAUCAGAUAACCA